This is a messenger RNA of Corylus avellana, 3321 nucleotides long. Its product is annotated as disease resistance protein RPP13. Gene Ontology annotation, biological process: defense response to other organism. NCBI's taxonomy places the organism in Eukaryota, Viridiplantae, Streptophyta, Magnoliopsida, Fagales, Betulaceae. The record is from RefSeq and is a predicted model, not a curated record. Gene Ontology annotation, molecular function: ADP binding.
CCACAACCUUAUCUUCUGAAAUCUGCAGGUACCCACAACCAAUUAUUUCAGCACAUUUUGUGAGUGGUUUCUCAAAAUGGCAACGUAAAUUUGUCGAUAGCUUUCUCUCUUCCUCCCGAUCCCUCCCCUCACCGACCCCAAAUAAACGUUUCUGCGAUUUGAGGGUUGAAAAAUAAGCAUAAAUGGCGGACAGUGUUGUUACUUUCCUCCUACAGUACUUGCCCCGGCUGCUCGCAGAAGAAGCAAAUCUCCUUCGUGGAGUGAAGGGUGAAGUCGAUUCAAUUCAUUUGGAGCUCAAUCUGAUUAAUAUCUUCCUCCAGAACUCCUCCGAAGGGAAAAGGAAGGAGCAUGGGAUAGUGAAGGAGGUAGUUAGGCAAAUCAGGGAUGCUGCUUACGAGGCUGAGGAUGUUAUCGACACGUUCAUCCUUAACGCCGCAGAGCAGAGGAUGAGAAACAGGAUUUGGAAGCUGUUGCACUGCUUUAACGACAUCAAAACGUUUCAUGUUGUUGCGAACAAGAUACAAGGUAUCAACAAACAAAUCAAUCAAAUCUUCGACAAUUUCAACAAGUAUGGCAUUGACCGUGCUGAAACGAGUGGAGAUGCGGCGGCAGAGGACCAGCUACGCAGACGUAGGCGAGAAGCGGAGGAACAGCUACGCAGACGUAGGCGAGAUGUGGAGGACAAUGACGUGGUUGGCUUUGAUGGCGGCUCCGACAAAUUGGUGAGGCAGCUUAUUGAAGGGAGUUCAAAGCUUGAUGUCUUUUCAAUCAUCGGCAUGGGUGGGUUGGGCAAAACCACUCUUGCCAGGAAAAUCUACAAUAAUGACCACAUCAAGAGUCACUUUCCUUACCGUGCGUGGGUGAAUGUAUCUCAAGAUUUCAACCCCAUUGAGUUACUACUUGAAAUUUUGCAGUCCCAAAUGUCAAAACCUGAUAGAGAUGAGUUGACAGAAACACUCGAAGAUAUGAGCAAAGAUGAAUUGAAAAUGGAGUACGUAGUAAAGAAGCUUUUUGAAUACUUGCAAGCUAAGGAGAGGCCAUUCCUUAUAGUCAUGGACGACAUUUGGGAAACUAAAGUCUGGGAUGUGAUAAGAUCUGCAUUCCCAGACAACUUGAACGGAAGCAGAAUAUUAAUCACUAGCCGAGUAAGAGAAGUGGCUUUACAUGCAAGCCCUAAGGAUCCCUACUUCCUUCCAUUUCUUGACAAAGAUGACAGCUGGAAACUUUUUCGUAAAAAGGUUUUCCGGGGAGAAGAAUGUUCUCACGAGUUGGAACUUAUGGGGAGACGAAUCGUAGAAGGUUGCGGCGGCUUACCACUUGAAAUUGUGGUAUUAGGGGGUGUUUUAGCAAACCAAGAGAAGACAUUGCGAAUAUGGUCGAAUGUGAUUGGUGAUGUAAAUUGGUACCUUAAUACUGAGAAAACAAAAAUAUGCAAAGACAUUUUGGCCUUAAGCUACACCCACCUAUCCCGUCACUUGAAACCAUGCUUUUUGUAUUUUGGUGUAUUUCCAGAAGACUUUGAGAUCUCUGUGAGGCGAUUGGUCCGAUUGUGGAUAGCUGAAGGAUUCAUACAGAACACCGGCAGAAGAAGAAUGGAGGAUGUUGCAGAAGACUACUUGGAAGAGCUUAUUGAUCUAAGCUUGAUCCAAGUGGCUAGCAGGGAGGAGAAUGGAAGAGUAAAGACAUGCCGCAUUCAUGAUCUUUUGCGAGAUCUCUGCAUAUCCGAGAGUGCUGAAGAGAAGUUUCUUGGGGUUCUUACUGAUGAUAACCUUUUAUCCGCAAACAAAUCCCGCAGACUUUCCAUCCAAGGUAACUCUUCUGAUAUGUAUAUUUCUUCAAACCCCUUUGACAGUGCAUGCACCCGUUCUUUGUUUUGCUUUGACCGAGGGGAAAGUGAUGAGUUUAAUGGAAAGCACAAGAAAUGGAUCGAGGAAAACUUCAAGUUGCUUAAGGUGCUUGAUCUAGAGGGUGUUAAGCUACCUAAACUGCCUAAGAAUCUGGGGAAAAUGUAUCAUUUAAGGUACUUGGGUUUACGACGGACUUACUUGCGUACCCUGCCCCCCUUUGUUGGUAAGCUGCCCUACCUCGAGACAUUGGAUCUGCGUGAAACCGAACUGAGAUCUCUACCCAAUUCUGUUUGGAAGAUGAAACACCUUCGGCAUCUGCAUCUUAAUUAUAGCAUACACAUGCCUGUGGGGAAAGACAGUAUUUGUCUUACUAGGCUCCAGACAUUAUGCGGAAUAAUUGUGGACAAGAAGAGUCAAGUGAAGAACGGUUUGGAUAGAUCAAUCAAUCUCAGGAAACUGGAUCUGGAAUUUCGUUUAGACUCCGUUGACGAAUUAAUUGAGUGUUUUGCAAGUCUGAAAGGACUUGAAUCUUUGAGUUUAAGUUCCAAGAACAGGGAUGGUCGAGUUUCAAAGCUCGAAUUAAAGCCUUUGUCAAGCCUUGAGAAUCUCACCGACCUGUAUUUGAAUGGAAACUUACCAGCGCUACAAAAUGACUACUUUCCGCACAGUAUUAUAGUUCUUACUUUGUGGGAAACAAAGCUGGAAAAUGAUCCCAUGCCAAUUCUUGCGAAGCUGCCAAAUCUUUCUGUCCUUUGGCUAUUGUCUCAUUCCUACACUGGAAAGGAAAUGGUGAGCCCGAGUGGAGGCUUCCCUAAGCUUCGCAUACUGAAACUCUUGGGGCUAUGGGAUUUGGAGACAUGGACAGUGGAGGAAGGAGCAAUGCCGGAUCUCAAUGAAUUGGACAUCGGAUUCUGUCACAAGCUGAAGGAACUUCAAGACCAAUCGUCCAACGUAUGGGCUUCUACGAAAGUAGUUUUAAUGAACAUGCCAAAUGAAUUCGUAGAGAAUGUUAAAGCCAAACAUCCCAGCAGCUUAAUCAUCAUAUGAGAUUUACAGUCAGGAAAAUGUGAAGCAGGUUUGACGCUUGUAUGGUCACUCAUCUAUUUGCUUUCAGAAGAUUUCUGGCCUGUCUUAAAACCUUGGAAUUAGAUCUGUCCCCCUUUCCCCGUAAUUUGCAUAGAAAAAAAAAAAAAAAAAAUCUUGGAAGACAACCCUGAUGACUCAAGGAGCUGCCACCUGAACACCAAAUUAAUGCUAAUUAAUUGUCGUCGUUUUAUGUUGUUGCUAUUAUUGUUGUAAUUAAUUGUCGUUCUAUGUUGUUGCUAUUAUUGUCGUAAUUGAUUUUGUUGUUCUAUGUUGUUUUGUAAAACAGCACUGCUCUUGUCUUGUUGGAUACAUUAAUUAUAUUAUAGCCUUUUCUUUGAGGCAGUAAUAUAUUCUCAUAAUAAUUCUUUAGCAGUUGAAAUUUCUCUCA